CUUCUUCUUCUCCUCUACUCUUCAAGCUGGUUUGUUGCCCACUGGCAUGAGAUCAUUCUCAACCAAUAUAGAACAAGUUGAAAAGGACCACUCAUUUACUGUGUCAUACCUCAUAAAUUCAUGUGGGUUGUCUACUGAAAAGGCAAAAUCUGUCUCCAAAAGAAUCAAGCUUCAAUCUGCUGAACAACCAGAUUCGGUCCUGAAAGUUCUAAGAAACCACGGAUUUACGGCUUCCCAUAUAAUCAAAGCUGUUGGAAGGCGCCCUAGUUUACUUUUAGCCAAUCCUGAGAGGUCAAUAUUGCGUAAAUUUGAGUUUUUUAAAUCUUUUGGUGUAACAGAUGCUGAGCUUGUGAGUGUUUGCUCGUCAACUCCAUCUAUUCUGGGUCACAGUUUGGAAAAUCUACUCAUUCCUAACUAUAAAUUCCUCAAAAGUGUGCUUCUCUCUGAUGAAAAUGUUAUCAAAUCGUUUAGAAAAAAAUCAUGGCUCUUUCAGAGAGAUUUGCCAAAGAAUGUGUCUCCGAAACUUACAGUCCUGAGAGAACUUGGAAUGCCCGAGCCUCUUAUUGCACUAAUUUUAAUAUGUUAUGCUCCUAUAGUCUUCCAAAAUCGUGAGAAUUUUGACAAAAAUGUCAAGAAGGUUAUUGAAAUGGGUUUUGAUCCUCAGAAAUGUGGGUUCAUCCAUGCAAUGCAGGUGUUUGCCUCAUUGAGUCAAUCAACUUUGGAACAGAAGUUUGAUACUUUUAAGGGGUGGGGGUGGUCCGAUGAGGACAUCAUGUUGGCUUUCAGAAAAUGCCCCAUUUUUUUGAAUGCCUCUGAAAGCAAAAUAAUAAAUGCAAUGGAUUUUCUUGUGAACAAGAUGGGUUGGCAGUCCACAGAUAUUGCCUUGUAUCCAGACGUUUUCCUAAUGACUUUGGAGAAGAGGAUAAUCCCAAGGUGUUUGGUUAUUAAAGUUCUGCAGUCGAAGGGGUUGGUGAAGAAAAAUUUGAGCCUAGGUCCAUUUCUAAGACCUGUUGAGAAAUUAUUCUUGGAUAGGUUUGUGACAAAAUACUUGGACCAGGUUCCUAAACUGAUGAAUAUCUAUCAAAGGAAGGAAGGCUUUCAUUCUCUGGAUAUGAACAUCUAUGUUUCUUCCGGCAAACUGUAGCAUGUCAACUUUCCAAACCUAAAAGGAUUGUAUAGUCUUUAUUUGGUGGUCAUUAAAUUUCAGCAUUCUAGUUUAUUGAAACAAUGUUGAGUUAAUUCAGUUACUUCUGCAGAGUAACAUUUUUUUCAGCACUUUCCAAUUUGCAUUUGAUUGUAUGCUUUAUAUUCAUACAUGAGUACAUGACUAGUAGAUGUAGACAUGAAUUUCAAUUCUGUGGUUUUGAUUUACCCCAGGUCCCUGUAGUUUCUAACAAGCCCUUUCCUUGCUAGCAACUUACAGUGAAGCUUGGAGGUCAGAGAAAGAGAUGAAUCAGUGAUAUUGAUUGACUUGAACAAUAUUAUAGAUAUGAUGCUGUGAUAUUUUUGCUUGCGCAACUUCUUUGUUUGGUUGAUGUUUCCUCCUGUAUAGUUGUAAUUGCAAUAUUCUAUCAAUCUCCAUUGCACUGGAGACUGAUUUUAGGUAUAUAGUGAUGAAGUAAAUUCCUUGUGGGAAAGAGGAUAUAUUUAUUGAGACUAUCUGUGAAGGGGAUUGAUAGGUUCAACAUUUGGUUCAUGUAUUGCUUUUAAAUUUUGGAGUGAAUUUGAUUCCCAGCUUUAGAUUAUCUGGAACUCCAACAUUUGGUUCAUGUA
Pistacia vera is the source of this 1773-nucleotide messenger RNA. Its product is annotated as transcription termination factor MTERF2, chloroplastic-like. Bases 47 to 1144 code for a protein of 365 amino acids. The record is from RefSeq and is a predicted model, not a curated record. Gene Ontology annotation, molecular function: double-stranded DNA binding. Gene Ontology annotation, cellular component: chloroplast. Lineage: Eukaryota; Viridiplantae; Streptophyta; Magnoliopsida; Sapindales; Anacardiaceae. The transcript has 2 exons. Gene Ontology annotation, biological process: regulation of DNA-templated transcription; chloroplast organization.